AUGAAGAAGUCGUUCCAGCGAUUCCAGGCACGCCUGCUGGGCCGCGCGUCGCAGCCCUCCAUCGUCCACCUGCCCGUGGACGACGAGCACCUGGCGGCACGUGCCGGGCGUGGGAGCAUGAUGGCGCAUGGCGCUGGCUCAUCAGAGGACCUCAUGGCCAGCCUUGACGACAUCACUCACGUCAUCCAGCUCUUCUCGACGUCGAUGGAGAUGUUUCUGAAGACGCUGUCCAACACGGACAUGGCCGCCGACGAACGCAAGGCCGCGCUCACAGACCUCCUGCAGACGAUUCGGGAUCAGAUUGAUCGCACGGCAGACACAACGACCAUCAUAUGGGAGGAGAAGGUCUACUCCCUCCUCGACAGCCUCGACAACCUCUGUACGCCACACGUCGCCGUGUCGUGUCUUUCCAUUGUCAAGAUUGAGGGAGACGCCGAGGAGGAAAUGCACCCAACACAGCGCUACAACGCAACAAUAUCGCGUGCGCUGCGAGAACGGGCGAACCGUCUGCUCAACCUCUACACGGACAAAGUCACCAGCUACAUUCGCGGAGACAACCUGCCAGUGCCAACAGACACACACGAGGACGACGAUCAUGACGAUGAUGUUGAUGAGGAGGAUGAUGAGGAAUCAAGUGAGGAUGACACAAGCAUCGACGACGACGAUGAUGAUGAUGAUGAUGAUGAUGAUGAUGAUGAUGAUGAUGAUGAUGCCGAGGUGCAAGGCCGCGAUGCAGACAUGUCAUUGGAAUUGGACGUGGACGCCAUCAGCAACGCGGGCAGCAUGCAAGCGCACCCCGACGACAGUGAGUAUGGCGAUGGUGAUGGCGCAGCGGAGACGGACGCGCAGCAGAGACAGAAGCAGCCGAAGCGGAAGAGGAAGAAAAAGAAGAAGAGGAGAUCCAAAGCGCUUCGGGACAAGAACCGGACAUCCGACGGCGUCUUUGAUGAGUCGCUGCUGCGUCAGGAUCUGGAGCAGUCGCUGUUGGCGCAUCCGACCAGCGUCGACCUCGUCCUCCAGAAGAGCAAGCAGUGGACGCGGUUCAGCAAAGACGUCCUGUCGUAUAUGGACCGACGCGCCGCCAUCAUCAACGACUUCAACAAGCGCCUCGCUGCCCUCGCACAAAGCACGCUGGAGACGGUGGAGCAAGACACGAGCUUCCCGUGUGCACACGAGGUCCAAGAGAUGCUGGCAGCGCACCUCAACGAUGCAAAGCGCAUGCAAGCGCAUUUGUCUGGCAACAGCCACGUGCUGCACGUCGAAGGGCUGCAGACGUUCCGCCAGCAGCACGAGCGCACGCGCAAGGCGCUCAAGGACCAGUGGCACCGGGAGCAGCGGCGCGUUGCGGACGCGGCGUCCACCGCCACCAAGGCCGAGGCGAAGUACAAGCAGCACAGCGCAGACUGGGAGCGCGCCCUGCAGAACCGCAUGAAGGAGGAGCAGUCCACGUACAAGCUGAAGCUCGACAAGCGAAACAAGGAGGAAACGGACACACGCGCAAAGCUGGACGAGGCGCGCGCGACGUACAAGGCGGCGGUGGAAGAUUUCAACGGCGCCCGCAGCGAUCUGAUCGCCACCAAGGAGACGGCUGUCAAUGAGCUGCUGGUGUCCCUGUUUGCCGGGUCGCAAACGCUGCGGGAGACGCUGUUGUCGCACCACACGGACCAGCACCAGGCCUCCGUUGCGUCCUGUGCCGACGCUGAAUACCUCGCGGAGCGCCUCGCCUGCUACCGCCCGGCCCCGGACGUGGUUGGCUUUGUGCAGACGGGCGCGGGUGGCGUUGUGUCUGUGCCUGCAGGCAACGGCGACGACCGCGGCGAUGCGGGCGGUUUCCGCAGCAGGAGCGGCAGCAGGCGGGGCAGGGGCACCACCCAUACCACUGACACACCACAGGCCACCCAACAACAACAACAGCAACAGCAGCAGCAACCACAACAACAGCAGCAACAGCAGCAGCAUCAAGUUGCGUCGAGCACUACGGGGUCGUCGACAGCUGGCAUGAGCGCGGCAUCUGUUGCCUCAUCUGCUGCAGGCAUUGUGCGUGACGCCUCCUCACGCGUGUUCUCCCACCGCCGCACAGACAGCACGCACUCCUCAGAACAGCAACAGCAGCAACACCAGCACCACCAGCAUCAUCAGCAGCGUGAUGAGAUUCCGGGUGACCGCGCGUUUGUGGCGUAUGAGCUGUCGGGGGAAAUCAACCAGUACCUUGCGUCACGUCGCGAGGAGAACAGGUGCCUCGACACGCCGCACGUGCCCGGAUCUGCCCACAAGGACGGCGCCACGGCCACGCCUCCUCUGGUGCAGGCGGAACGCGUCAUGUCUGCGCAGGAGGUGGCGCAGCAGCCCGACAUGCACUCGUUUGCGCGCCUGAACAUCCCCUCCAAGUGCAAGUGCUGCAAGAAGGCGUGCUACUUCAACUCGGUGGUCUGCUCCAAGUGCAACCUCACCUGCCACAAGCGCUGCACAGAGAAGCUGCAGGCGCCGUGCCCCGGGUCCGUGCAGGUAACGACGACGCCGAGCGGGCGCGCGUUCACCCGCCACCGCAAGUUCAGCCAGUCUGUGUUUGGCACGCCGCUCGCCUCGCAGGAGGGCGGCGACAUGGUUGACCACGUGCCCAUAAUUGUGCGUCGAAUUGCCGAAACAAUAGAGCGCACUGCGAUGGACUCUGAGGGCCUCUACCGGCUGAGCGGCGUCAAGUCGCGGGUGGAGGGCCUGUGCGCUGCAUUUGAAGCCAACCCGCACGCGGUGGCCAUUGAUGAUGAGGAGCCCGCCACCAUCGCCGCCGUCAUGAAACUCUACCUCAGACAGCUGCCUGAGCCCGUGAUUCCGCAUUCGCUGUUUGACGACUUCCUCGCCGCCGCCCAGUGGCGCGUGCAGCACUUCCAGCAGCCCGACGUCGAGCAGCGCACCGCAGACAUGUUGCGUGAGCUGGUGCAGCAGCUGCCGCAGGUGAACUACAACACGCUGGCGUACGUCUGUGGGCACCUCCGCCGCGUUUCGUUCCACGCCGACGAAAACAAGAUGCAACCCAAGAACCUGGCCAUCGUCUUUGGGCCAACCCUCCUUCGCACCCGCACACAGACGCUGGAAUCGCUGAUGAACACGCCGCUGCAGAGCGCAGCCAUCGAGAUUAUCAUCAAGUACUGCGAGCACGUGUUUGACCGCUACUUUGACGAACGCCCCGCACAGCUGCCCUCAACAUACGAAAGCACGCUUCCGUACCGCGACGCAAUGCAGCCAACGCCAUCAUCACCGCUGUCACGACGCAAGCGGCAGCGGGCCAACAGAUUCAGCAUCUCUCUCCUCGGCGAGUCGCCAGCCUCAACACCACCAGGCAGUGCCAAUGUUGGCGGUGGCGGUGUGCCCACCCGCACCAUGAGCGUUGGUGAUGGCCGUGGCGACCGCACGUCGACUGCCAGCAACAGCGGCGGCGGAAAGGGAGGGCGAGGCCGAUAUGGGCGAUUGUCGGGUCGGUUCAGCGUGUCUCCAUCCGGACACACGUCAACGGCAACAGCAGCGCGCCGCCGUCACGCCGCAUCUGUCAGUCCCCGCACAGGCGUUGAUGGCGGUGACAAUGGUGGUCGUGGUGACGGUGGUGGUCGUGGUGUGCGGUCGCCUCGCAGUCACGAGACGAGCGCAUUUGGAUUCAACGCGAGCGAUUUGGCGGCGGUGGCAGAUGAGGAUGAUGAUGGCGGUGAUGAUGAUCAUGAUGAGGUGGAGGGUGCUGGUCAAGAGCCCACUUCUGAGCUGGCCACACCCGUCAACUUGACGACACAGCAGCAGCAGCAGCAGCGACACCGCUUGGGCGUUCUGUCAUCGUCAUCAUCAACGACAACGACAGCAACGACCGGUGUGGCGCCAUCGACCGCCGUGCCUGCAAGCAAGAAACAUCAGCUGCCACAGCGCCUCCGCGUUCGCUCAUCGCCCGUCACCGUCGGCGGUGCUCCUGCCACCAGCACCGACACUAGUGAUGGUAACAAGAGCAGCACACAGCAGUACCACCACCACCAACAGCAGCAGCACCACCACCAACAGCAGCAGCACCACCACCAACAGCAGCAGCAGCGACAGGGGCGGAGAGACAAGGUGUUGGCUGGGGUGUCAUCGCGUGCUCGCACCGCAUCCGGCAGCGCGUUCCGGCCUGUUGCGCCAUCAUCAACAUCAUCACCAUCGACAACAGCACCAGCAAUGACAUCAUCACCAUCGACAACAGCACCAACAAGGGAGGACGAGCACACGCACGAUGACGACACGGCUGGGUAUCUGCAAGUAACCCCGGAUGUCGAAGACAGCGAAGGCCACACCGACGCAGCCGACACAACUGAUGCGGCUGAUGCGAAUGCGUUGUCAACUGCGCGGCAUAAGGACAGCAUCGUCAUGAGCAGCAGCAGCAGCAGCAACGCGAUGAUGGUGGCGCCAGGGCAGCGGCUGUCCUCAUAUGGGGAGUUGCCGCCAGUACCGCCACCGCCGCCGCCGCCAGAGGACAGCUCUGCUCCCUCCUCUACCUUUGAGGACGAUGGUCACGAUGGUGAUGAUGUACACGUGCAUGACACGCAUGCCGACACGCGCAGGGAAGUGGGCAAGCGGGCUGCCAAGUUUGGUGACGAUGACAAUGAUGGUGGUGAUGGUGAGGACGGUCGUGGUGGCUAUGAUCCUGAUGCAACGUUUGUUGCAAAGCAGCAGCACGACGGUGGAGCGAGCGAUGGGGAGGAAGGCGGUGUCGGGCGAGACAACGGCCACGACACGCAACCACAACAACCACGUCCGAUUAUGAUUGUCAUGGACAGCGAUGAGGCAGAUCAGACAGCGAGUGAUGAUUAUGAUGACGACGAUGACGACGACAGCACCGGCUGGGCUCCGGAAGCAUUUGUGUGAAGAGACACGUGCGUGCGCGAGCGUGUGCAUGUGUGGAAGUGGGGAAGGGGGCCGGGAGAGGGAUGGUGGUGAGGUGUAUUUGUUUCCUUCUUGCUUUUGUUUGCUUGAUGUGACAUGACAUGAGUGUGUUUUGUACUGGUGCUUGUGCUUCAGCGUGUACUUAAAGGCGUGAUUCUGCAUCUUGUACAUGAGACAGUUCACCCAGGCCUGUGCCUGUUCACAAAUCCACUCGUAGGUCAACAAUUGAAGCGCAGAACUGCAUGUGAUGCGACGCGACAUGGCACACGACCGACGAGUGCUCGACAUUGUGUUACUCAAGUGCUUAAGGAAGCACGAAGAUG
Messenger RNA from Salpingoeca rosetta, 5219 nucleotides. RefSeq lists its product as uncharacterized. Gene Ontology annotation, molecular function: GTPase activator activity. NCBI's taxonomy places the organism in Eukaryota, Choanoflagellata, Craspedida, Salpingoecidae. The record is from RefSeq and is a predicted model, not a curated record. The coding region runs from base 1 to 4878 and encodes 1625 amino acids. The transcript is spliced from 21 exons. Gene Ontology annotation, biological process: activation of GTPase activity; signal transduction.